Messenger RNA from Actinia tenebrosa (Australian red waratah sea anemone), 2346 nucleotides. RefSeq names its product WD repeat-containing protein 70. Gene Ontology annotation, cellular component: site of double-strand break; nucleus. Gene Ontology annotation, molecular function: protein binding. Lineage: Eukaryota; Metazoa; Cnidaria; Anthozoa; Actiniaria; Actiniidae. The record is from RefSeq and is a predicted model, not a curated record.
ACCUCUGACAUUCAAGAUGGCGGACUAAACUUCAAAAGUUGUUUAGCUAGUGUUUAAGUAUCAAAUAUUCUUAACUGAAACACUUAACUAGUAGGUUAAUAGCUGGAUAACAAGUUACGUUACUAUGGACGAAGAAGACCUUGAAGAAAUGACAGCUCUUCGUGGAAACUCUAAGUAUCUGAUCUCUCAAGGUUCAGCAAGAUCAGGUUUUGGUAGCUUUGGUCCAUCACGACAAAAGCCUGCUCCUUCAAGGUCAAGGUCAGAUGUUCCAAGUUCAUGUAGCGUGAAGACCACACCACAGGCUGAAGAUAAAUCAAGUGAGCAAAGAGAAGCAUCAGACAUGGCUGCUAUGAUGGGGUUUUCAGGAUUUGGCAAAAAACAAGCUUUAAAGUUUAAUGUAGAGGAGAUGUUUGAAAAGGCUAGAUCAACAGCUAAGCAAGUCAGUAUGGCGGCAACUAUCAAAGAGUCUUCACAAGUUGAUGAUAAUGAUGAAGGUCCAUCCGUCAUGUUACCUCCAUGGAUGGAAAGAAAGGAAGAAAAAGCAUCAACAAGUAAACUAGAAACAAAGGAUGAUGAUGAUGAUGAUGAAGAUGAUGAAGAUGAUGAUGAUAAAGAAGAAGUAGAAAACAGACUACCAAUAAGCCAUGAAGUUGUACUUCAACAUGGAUCAAAAACUAUUUCAGCCAUUACCUUGGAGCCGUCUGGUUCUCGACUUUUAACGGGAAGCCAUGACUAUGAGAUUAAAUUCUGGGACUUUAAUUCAAUGGACGCUACACAUCGAGCCUUCAGAACAUUACAGCCAUUUGAAUGCCAUCCAAUCAAGUCAGCACAGUACAGUAUUACUGGUGAUUGUAUUCUUCUUACAUCUGGUAAUGCACAGGCUAAAGUUUUGGAUAGAGAUGGGUUUCAAGUACUGGAGUGUGUUAAGGGUGACCAGUAUCUUGCAGACAUGGCUAACACUAAGGGUCAUGUUGCUACUCUUAACUGUGGACGAUGGCACCCAAAAGUAAAGGAGGAAUUUUUGACUUGCAGUGAUGAUGGGACUUUGAGGCUGUGGGAUGUUAAUAAUCACAACAAGAACAAAAAAGUUAUCAAAACGAAAAACAAAAUGGGCAAGAAGACCAUUCCAUCUCAUUGUUGCUACAGUAAGGAUGGCAAAUACAUUGUUGCUGCUUGUCAGGAUGGCUCCAUUCAAGUCUGGGAUACAAAGCGACCAUUUGUGAACACAACAUUCAUGAAGCGAGAUGCGCACUCGUCUGGUAGCGAAACGUCUUGCAUCGAUUUUUCACACACUGGAAACGUCAUGGUUUCUAGAGGAGGCGAUGAUACAGUUAAAUUAUGGGAUCUUAGGAAUUUCAAAAACCCGGUUAACGUUGCUAUUGGAUUAGAAAAUCAUCACGCCCAAACAUCKUGUUAUUUCAGCCCGGAUAACAGGCUCAUUGUUACUGGGACAUCUGUAAGAAAAGGAGAGGGAGAUGGUAAACUUGUGUUCUUAAACAAAGAUACUUUACAACCAGAAUAUCAGUUCAAAGUAGGAGAUUCGAGUGUAGUGAGUUCGUUAUGGCAUUCUCGUUUGAACCAAAUUGUUGUAGGCACCAGUACAGGCACGGUCAAAGUCUAUUUUGAUCCAGAAAAGAGCAACAAGGGAGCCAAGUUGUGUGUGGGUAAAGUAAGACGUCAAAAAGUACAGCGAGACAUGCCACUGCCUGAUCAUAUCAUCACUCCUCAUGCGCUUCCCAUUUAUCGCCAAUCACAACCAAGAAACAUGAAAAAAGUCAAAGAAAAACAAAGAAAGGAUCCUCUGAUGUCGAACAGACCAGAACUACCCGUUACUGGACCAGGUAAGGGUGGUCGGAUCACAUCUGGUAUGUCUCUAUCUGCUUUUGUGGUCAAAAAUAUCGCUCUGGAGAAAGCAGAUGACUCACAUCCCCGAGAAGCAAUUCUCAAGCACGCUGAGGCAGCAAAAUCAGACCCUUACUGGGUAUCACCAGCUUAUGACAAAACGCAACCAAUACCUAUUUUCCAAGAACCGGAAGAAGACGAUGACGAAGACGAUGAAGAGAGUAGCAACAAGAAGAUUAGAUUGAUAUAGACAACAAUGUUUGUCUUGGAAUCCGCUGACCGUUAUUAUUGCGCGCUAUAUUUUUAGUGAGUCUUGGAAAAGCUGUUGCUUGAUUGGUGGAUGGAAUGGCUUCAGCCUGGAUUGACUUGCUGUGCAGAACACUAAAUACCCGGAGUAUUGAACGUUUAGCAGAUAGAGCCGGCCAUAAACUGUUACCUUAAGAAGAUAACUUGCCUACCGUUGACUUGCGUAACUUAAUAAAAAGUUUCCUAUUGCAAUGCAAA